AUGGCCAGUGUUCUGGAAAGCAAAGCGGCCUUUAGGGUGAGAGGCCAAGAAAGCGGACUAUCAGAUGCCGAUUUGGACCAUUUAAUUCACAGCGGUUUGGACACUCUGUCUAAGCUAGCCUUUGCCAUCACGACACCGGGAGUCAGUCCCGAUGAGACUUCUUUGAGGACUUUGUUGAACUCGACGGCCCCGGACAGAGUCAACAUGGGUCAACUGUCCUCCAUUCGGAGGCUUAUGUUUGAUGCCCAAACCCUCUCAGUGGCCCAGAUCAAGCACGCCGUGGAAGGUUCGGACCAGACUCAAACUGCAGAGCUUGUACCCGCUGAGCGCACACAGCGCAUUAAAGACCAGCGCAUGCGCCUUGCUGGGAUGGACCUUGUGGGUCAAUUGGAGGUCUCUUACCAGGCAUACGACUAUGUUGCAAAGAUGUUGGUAGCCGAUGUGCCUAUGUACCUGGAACCACACCGCUUCACGACACGCGCCUCAGAAAUUGCUCGGGACAAGCCUCCAAAGACCCUUGUUGUUGAAUCAUCAACCCUCCAAGUCAAAGACAAGGAGCGCAAGGACCGUUGCAAUAUUGUCAACGAGCUUCAAUUGAGUCAGGCCCUCACCAGACGUUCAUUGGCUUGUGACUUGAUGGGUGUUUGUAGCUUCAAAGUCAUGGAAAGGUGGCAUCGGUACUUGUUUGACCAAAUGCAGCUGCCUCCACCGCCACACUUUCGGGCCCCAACUCUUGAGCAAAUCGUUCGCACUGAUAAGAUGGCAUGGCUCAGGAUGGCCGAGACAGUGGACACCCUCAAGAUCCAACCUGAUGGUACCAAGCCUCUCGAUGCGGCCAUUGAUACCCUUCGUUCAGACCAUACAGUGACUUUUCAUAUGUUACCCAUGCCAGGCAAAAGCUCCCCUGAUGACCGAAAGUCUGACGACAAGAAACGCAAACAGGUUGAUUCGGACUUCGAGCCCCGUACAGCCGGCCUGUCUGCCAUGGUGCGCAGACUUGGGCCGAACGCACUUGGCAUUGAUCAUGCUGUUUCAAAGCGCCUUAAGGCACCUGUGAUUCGUUUGGACCUCGUAUCGCCCGCGGGCCGUGAGCUCCUUUGGCGUAUCUUGAAGCAAGACACUGUGUGCGGCAUACACCUAGCGCCCCCUUGCGGCACAGCCAGCCGUGCAAGGGAAAUUCGUAGGAAGAAAGGUCCGAGCCCUAAGCCUCUCAGAAGUGAACGCUACCCGGACGGCUUCCCAUGGCUCCGCGGGCUCGCCCAGUCCAAGCUGCAAGCUGCAAACCAACUUUAUCUUCUGACAAGUCAAGUCAUGGCCUUUGCCUGCCAGACCGGCAUAGUCUGCACGAUAGAGAACCCUGCACGGUCCCAUGCUUGGGCUACUUCGUUUUUGAACCAUCAUAUUCGCAUGAAUGAUGAUCGCCUGCAUCAUGUGACCUUUCACCAUUGCAUGUAUGGUUCGCAUCGACGUAAAGCCACUAGAUUGACAGCCAAUCACACCGCUUUUUGUGUGUUAGAGAGAGCCUGUGAUGGCACUCAUGAACAUGAACCAUGGGGACUCCAUCCUUCCGGUCAAUGGAGCACCCAUCUUGAAGUUGAAUACCCAACACCGUUGUGUUCAGCCAUGGCGCAGGUCUUCGCGCAAAUCCUGUGCAAAUGUGGAAUCACUCCGACACCAUCCUCCUUGUUGCAAGCUGUGGAUGUUGUACCCCCAAUGCGUGCUGCCGCAGCGGCCACAGGCCGUCAACCUACGGGGCAUAAGCUCUCUCAACUUGUGCCUGAAUACAAGAGUGUACAUCGCUUGCGAGCCCCCUCUGUUUCGUGUUUACGAUCUUUGGCCGGAAAGCUCACCACCACUUGGCAGGUCCCACCAGAAGUGCAUAUCUCUCCCCACUUGCCGGCCCUGCCCUCUGGCACUCGUGUUUUGCGUGCUCUGUUUUCUGGGGAUAAGAUGGCCGCGAGCACAAGUACAAGUGAACUGGAGCCAGGACAAAUCGAGGAUAAUCUUAAUGACCACAUAACGAUAGGAAUCCCUUGGAGCCCAAGUGAAUUUUUGCAACAAGCCAUCUCGACAGGACAUCCCAAACAUUUCCUCAGGUCCAUUCCAAGACAACUUGCCAGAGUCUUGGAUCGCAUGCAGGAAAAGGGUGAGGCGGAUAUUGCUCGUGACAGAACUCAGCAGAUGCGUCGCUGGAUCUUGAGGGCAACUGAAUUGUCUGACCUGGAAACCUCUGCAAAGGCCGAGAUGUCCGAACAUGUCCGAGAAAUUUUGCAAAACAAACGAAUCAAACUCUUUGAGGAAAUGCUUGAAGAGGCUGGGUCUUCUGACGUCUCAUUGGCGCAAGAUAUCUCCGAAGGUUUUGACUUGAUGGGGCCGAUAAAGACAAAUCCUUGUUUCCCUUUGAAAACUUCCUUUGCCACCUUGACCGAAGACCAGGUCAGGUCGAAUGCAGCGGUCGCGAGAGAGUGCACCUUGGCAUCUGUGGCUAAACACCGUGAUCCAGAGACAGAGUUGGAACUUGUGAACAUCACGGAGGAGGAAGUGAAGAGGGGCUGGCUCCGAGGUCCGGUGGAGGUACAGCCGAUAGAUGACUUGACAGAAUCUUUGGUAAACCUGACCAAUUCGGCGUCCCACACCAUCAGUCCCAUGAGUGUUGACACCAUAGCUGCUGGCAUCCUGCGCAGAAUGCAUAUUUGUGGUGGAAGCAGGCUGACCUCUAAGACGAUCGAUCUCAGGAAAGCCUACAAGAACUUGCCAUUGUCAAAGGCGGCGCUCAAUGACUCGUACAUAGUCUUAUUCGAUCCAUCCAAGAACAAGCCAGUAGCGUAUCAAUCGCUUGUGCUCCCGUUCGGGGCAAGAGCUGCUGUCAUGGGUUUUUGCAGGGCCUCUUAUGGAAUUUGGGAGAUCGGGUGCUCCUUGCUGGGAAUCCAUUGGUCUGUUUACUUUGACGACUACUUUGUGGUUACCAGCGAGCAGGAAUCUCGACAUGUAGACUUGGCGUUGCAAACUUUGUUCUCCUUGCUCGGAUGGGAAACCUCGGGCGAAAAGGACGCGGGUUUCGAUACUGUGUCCAGGGUGCUUGGUGUGAUGGUUGACCUGACUGAUUCGUCUGACAAUCUUGUGAGAGUGACGAACACUGAGUCCCGGAUCAAGGAGCUCGUAGCGUCAAUGAACCAACUGAUUGACAAAAGCAGAUUUCGCCCCGGUGAACUUAGAGUCUUGAGAGGCAGGUUACAGUUUGCUGAGAACCAGCUCUUUGGAAGAGCGGCAGGCAAGCGUCUUAAGACCUUGAGUAGACAUGCUGAGAUGCUCGGAUCUGGAACGGUUGAUUCAGAACUGACAGAGGCCCUCAUCUACCUCAGAGAUCGGGUGAUCCUUGGUCCCCCGAGAUUGCUCAGAGCUGGAACUGGACAACAGUUUUUCCUCUUCACGGACGCAAGCUACGAGCAAGGUGAAGUAGGAUUAGGAGGUGUCCUUUUUGAUGGCUUUGGAAACAUUGUCUCUUGGUUUGGAAAGAAUCUGAGCGACCUUGAUGCAGUUGUGUUGAACCCACUUGAGAAAGAGACCAUCAUAUACGAGUGUGAGGCCCUUGCCUUUCUUCUGGGAAUCAUGCAUUUGCUUGGACAAAAGGAGCUGAGCCCUCUCACAGAGGUGGUGGGUUUCCUGGACAACCAGGCGGCCCUUCAAGCGUUCUUGACUGGUCGGACCCACUCAAGGAUCGUGGAAGUCAUUUUGCGUGAGUUCGAUGCAUUCGAGGUUGCGACUGGUUUGACAACUUGGGUUGACCGUGUGGCAUCCGCGGCAAAUCCAGCGGACGAGCCUUCGCGAUCAAUUCAUGAUUCCCUGCCCUUGGAACUUAGAGUGCCUCUAAAUCGGGAGGAUAUCCUCCAGAGAUUUGAUGUCUUGGCAUCCUAG
Messenger RNA from Durusdinium trenchii, 3915 nucleotides. The record is from the annotation of a GenBank genome assembly. NCBI's taxonomy places the organism in Eukaryota, Dinophyceae, Suessiales, Symbiodiniaceae.